AUGGCAGCGCCGGCGAACGACCACAGCGGUGGCAGCGAGCAGAGCCAGAGCGGCAGCCCGGGGUCCUCGGCGGGAGCCAGCGAGGGCACGCGAGCCGGGGGCGCCGCGGAGGCAGCCCGGGACGGCGGGGGCGCAAGAGUCCGGGGCGUGGCGGCGGCAGCCCUCAGCCACACACCGCUUGAGGACUACGAGUGCAAAAUCUGCUACAACUACUUUGACGCGGACCGGCGCGCGCCCAAACUGCUGGCGUGCCUACACACCUUCUGCCAGGAGUGCCUGAGCCAGCUGCAGCUCCGCGCCAUCGCCGCCGCCGCCAGCGCGCCUGAGCGCCCGCCGCGCCUGUCGCCCUGGCACGGCCCGCCGGGCGCCAUCGCGUGCCCGGUGUGCCGCCACCGCACGCCGCUGCCCAACAGCAGAGUGCACGGCCUGCCCAACAACACCAAGCUCGCCGAGGCCUGCCCGCUGGCGCUGCGCGCCGCGCACGACCCGCUGCCCCAGGACCGCCUCCCGCCGCUGCCAGCGCGCCGUCCCGCUCCCGCACCAGCCCCGCAGCCAACCGCUGCUCCGCCGGCUGCCGCUGCUCCGCCAGACGCCGCUGCCCCUCCGCAGCCGCGGCCGCCGCCGCCUGCCCAGGACACUGCCCGAGAGCCGCGCGUCCGCGCCGGCCUGCGCGCCCCGGGCGCCUACGAGAGCUGCCAGAAUUGCAAGCGCGCCGCGCUCACAGCUGGCUGCGUAUGCGUUGUCUUCUCCUUCCUCUCCAUGGUGGUGCUGCUCUUCACUGGCCUCAUCUUUGUCAACCACUACGGGAGUGGCGGGGGACUCCCCGGCGGCGGGGCGCCUCCCGGCGCGGCCCCUGCAGCCAGCUCGCCCUCGCCGUCUCCCGUGGGCCCUAUAUGCCUGUCAGUGGCCAGCAUCCUGGCGCUGUUCUCGGUCAUCGUAACCUGGGUCAUCUGCUGGCUCAAGUAUCGGCCCGAAGGUGCUGCUGGAGGCUCGAGGAGGGGCGGUGGCCCGAGGGCACGGGCGGCGCGCGGCGCGCGGAGGAGCGACACUUAG
This is a messenger RNA of Loxodonta africana (African savanna elephant), 1053 nucleotides long. It is a transcript of the gene RNF228, whose product is annotated as ring finger protein 228. The coding region runs from base 1 to 1053 and encodes 350 amino acids. The record is from RefSeq and is a predicted model, not a curated record. Gene Ontology annotation, molecular function: ubiquitin protein ligase activity. The transcript has a single exon. NCBI's taxonomy places the organism in Eukaryota, Metazoa, Chordata, Mammalia, Proboscidea, Elephantidae. Gene Ontology annotation, biological process: protein ubiquitination.